This is a messenger RNA of Linum tenue, 1991 nucleotides long. NCBI's taxonomy places the organism in Eukaryota, Viridiplantae, Streptophyta, Magnoliopsida, Malpighiales, Linaceae. The record is from the annotation of a GenBank genome assembly.
GUGAUUUCGCUGUCCGAAGCUCCGUGUUCUUUAAGCUUUGUUCCAUUUCUUUCUCCCUUCUCUUCAUUGUGUGAUGUGAACCAGUAGUUUGGUUUUUCUUCCUGCCUUUUUGCUUUUAUGAAAACAUUCACGCCCACCCAGAAGCGUGUUUACAGAGAAAGGAAGGGAGGGGAAAGUUUGGAAAAUCCCAAAAGAGGAAAGUUAUCUCCAUCUUUGUUUGCCUGUCUGGCUUUAAUUUGUGGAAACCAACUAACCAAGCUUUGCUAAAAGGACAGACAUGGGUGAAACCAUGGUUUCCUCCUUCUUGAAAGGGGCUGCUCUUCAAUUUUGCUUUAGCCCCCAUGUUCAAGUGUUUAGAGGUCACUGUUUCAGCUGUUUUACUGUCCGCCCUUCAGCAGUAUAGAGUGGCCGUACUUGUGGGUUUUCAGUUGUUUUUCUUUCCUUUUGUAGUUUAAUGUUUGGAUGAUUGAGAGGGUUAAAGCUGUCCUUUCGUUGAUAUGUGAUCGGAUUUAGUGAUAAGUAUUUCCCUUACUUCUCAGAUACUUGUCUGAAUACGGAUCACAAACUUGUUAGCUCCUUAUUGGCCUUCUGGAUACUGUUUGAUCUUUUAAAUUGCAGCCAAAUCUUUGGAGGCCAACAAGAUUGUUGAAAUUGUGUAGUCAGCAUUAAAAUCAAACCCAGUUUUCUACUAUCAAAGGUUAAUUUGCUUUCUUCCUUUUUGUCUAUUGUAGAGCAACCUGAUCUCAUCCUCAAGCAUAUACGAAUAUGACCUGGGAGGGGAUCUAUUCAAAGCACCAGAACCGAUCAUCGAGGAGCCAAUCAUGGGCCUUGAUCCGAUGACAGCAGCCAUUUCCAUGAUAUCUUGUGAGGAAGAAGUCCUUACUCCAUCUGGACUCGGAAUGGCUGCUAGCCUUGACGACAUUCAAAACCAGCAGCUUCUCAGCGAUGUCUUCUACGACUGCAAGAAAGACCUCAUGGAAAUGGCAGCAGCAAUAGACUCCCCGCUCUCGGAUGUUCUGGAUAUCAAGUCCCCUCUCUUGAGAACCAAUGAAAAACAGGUCCAAGACCAUGAGUUGGUCCCUGAUCUAGGGUUGUCAAAGAGUGUGAGCUCGGAGUGUCUAAGUGCGAUGGAUUGGAUACCUGGAGGUUCCGUGAAGCCUAGUUUCCUGGACUUCCCUGGGAUUGAUUUUAGUUCUGCUUAUGGGAUGCGAAGAGCAUUCAGCGAAGGUGAUAUCAAGGCUCUUGGAAAUGGAAACGUGGGUCACAUCCAUUCUCCGCGGCCACUGCUCAUUAGCAGCAACUCCACUUCUGAAGCCCGGAUGGAAAAGCUUUCGAGGUACCGAAACAAGAAGAACAAGAGGAACUUUGGCAGGAAGAUCAAGUAUGCCUGCAGGAAGGCCUUAGCAGACAGCCAGCCGAGGAUCCGUGGAAGGUUUGCCAAGACAGAAGAAUCUGAUGUGAUCAAAGGACAACAGCAGUGACCAAUCUCUAGCUAACCUUGCUGCUGCUGAUGAAGGAACCAACCAGUUGAAGAAAGUGUAGGUAUGAAAUAGUUUUUAGUCCCUAUGAGGGGAAAAAUCUAAGUACUAAGUAGUAGUAGUAGUAGUAAGGGCUGCCUAAUCUGUAAUCAAUGGAGAAAAAGAAAAAGAGAAGCUAGGUAUUUAGUGUUGGAAUAAACUUACUUCCGCCUCAGCAAGGAAAAGCCAAAAAGAGAGAGUUUAGUAGUUUGAUUGAUUCAGCCUCUGUGAUUACCUCGAAUCUGUAGACCAGGAAUAUGGCUGUUUAAGUGUAGUAGAAAGUUUGUAUAUAUGGUGGUGGAUGGUGUGGAAUAAGACGGAAGGAGGAAGGGCAGAUUUGUAAUCGAUCUUGUUAUAUGCAUUUGUUUUAUUUAUGUAAUGACCAAAAAUGUUCUUCAUUUUAUUUUCUUUGGGGUGAAAAUACACAGCAAAAGAAGUAAAAUCGGGACAUUCGAUAAAAUAGAUGUAUCUGAG